This is a messenger RNA of Thermothielavioides terrestris NRRL 8126, 354 nucleotides long. RefSeq lists its product as uncharacterized. NCBI's taxonomy places the organism in Eukaryota, Fungi, Ascomycota, Sordariomycetes, Sordariales, Chaetomiaceae. The coding region runs from base 1 to 354 and encodes 117 amino acids. The record is from RefSeq and is a predicted model, not a curated record. The transcript is spliced from 2 exons.
AUGCCGGGUACCGCGACGACCCUCACCGCCGAACAGCCGUCUCCGAAGCCCGUUGCCACGGCAGCAGCAGCAGAGCUCAGGCCACGGAUCCCUCGAGCCGCCGUCAGCCUCGCGGAAAAGCCGCUCACCCUGUGGCCCAUCCCGUUCCUUCCGGUCCCGUCGGCCAACUCCCUCGCCCACGAGGCGGCGCAGCAUACGCUCGAGGCGGGCGCGGUCGCCGCGCUGCAGCUGCGGCCCGACCCGGCGCCAUGGCUGGGGGCGCGCAAGGGCAAGGGCGGGCAGGCGGCGGCAGCGGGCGGCGCAGAUGCUUAUUCGUGGGUUGGUGCUGGGGAAAUAAAGAGUAAUAACAUCUAG